Messenger RNA from Sabethes cyaneus, 1549 nucleotides. RefSeq names its product zinc finger protein OZF-like. NCBI's taxonomy places the organism in Eukaryota, Metazoa, Arthropoda, Insecta, Diptera, Culicidae. The transcript is spliced from 2 exons. Gene Ontology annotation, molecular function: RNA polymerase II cis-regulatory region sequence-specific DNA binding; DNA-binding transcription factor activity, RNA polymerase II-specific. Gene Ontology annotation, biological process: regulation of DNA-templated transcription. The record is from RefSeq and is a predicted model, not a curated record. Bases 1 to 1542 code for a protein of 513 amino acids.
AUGGAAAAUUCAACGUUAAUAAACUUGGAAGAAUCCACUGCGAUAAAGGUUGAAGAGUUUAUGAUUACCGAUGUCUUAGAUAUUGAGGCCGAACCAAUCAAAACUAAUGGGUACUGCCGUGAAACUACGGCGACGACACCCUCCGGAGAUGGUCCAUUCGUUGUGAAACAAGCAUCUGCUGCAAUAGACAUCAUUGAUGAAGUAACAGAGACGGCUCCUGCUGCAUCAGCCGGUGGAGACGAUAAAACUGACAGUUUUAGCAACUCACACACUUUGGAAGCGGAACCUCCUACUGGCAGUGGCAGUCAACCGAAACACAUUUGCGACAUCUGUGGCGCAUCGUACAAGUCACGUGGUGGUUUAUAUGCUCACAAAAACAUCCACACAUCUGCUGAGCCUAGACCUUACCAAUGUGAUCAGUGUAGUUCUCGAUUCGUUCAAAAGAGUGCUCUCAAUGUUCACAAAAGGAAACACCUACCGUCAAGUUUCAAAUGUGACAUUUGUGGUAAAGAGUUCCACAUGAUGAAGCAGUUGGAGAGGCACCUGACAUUUCACAGCUUGGAGCGUUCGUAUAAAUGCGAUAUCUGCGGGAAAGGAUACAAUAGGAAGGAGAAUUUUGUUAAGCACAUGAAAAUUCACACGACAACGCAAACUUUCGAAUGUGACAUAUGUGGUCAAAUUUGCGCUCCCGAAUCACUACGGCGGCAUAAACUUACAAAGCACACGUCGGAAAAAAACUUCACGUGUAACGUAUGCAGUAAAGAUUUCCAUAUGAAAGAACAGCUAACAGCGCACCUGAAGCGGCACGGUUCGGAACACCUGCACCGGUGUCCGGUGUGUGGAAAAGAUUUUGUAUUUCGAAGUGAGCUUGCGCGGCAUAUACCUAUUCACAGCGGUGAGCGACCGUUCGAAUGCAACCUCUGCAAUGCCUCCUUUAAGACGCCCGGUGGCUUGCAGCAACACCGAAAAUACCACAUAUCCGACGACCAGAAUCACAUCACUUGUGGUAUCUGUGACCGAAAACUCGCCGACAACUAUACUCUGACCUGUCAUUUGAGAACUCACACCGGAGAGCGACCGUUCGAGUGUGACAUAUGUCACAAAACAUUCAUCAGACGCGUAGAACUUAAUUAUCAUAAAAUCCAAAGCCACACGCAGGAUAAAAAUUUCGAUUGUCCAGAAUGUGGUAAAAAGUUUCAUUUGAAGGCUGGAUUACGACAGCAUAUGAAGGUACAUAGUUCGGAUCGCUCAUACAAGUGUCUGAUAUGCGGAAGAAUCUAUAAACAUAAAUCUACUCUCGUUGAGCAUAUGCAUCAACACACACACGGGGGAGCGUAUAUUUGCGACAUCUGCGGCGCAUCGUACAAGUCCGGUUCCGGUUUGCGUCUACACAAGAAAAUCCACACAUCCGUCGAGCCAAAGCCUCACAAAUGUGACCAGUGUAAUACUCGCUUCACUCACCGAGCUAGUCUCAGCUAUCACAAAAAGAAACACUGUCCGCCAAGUUCCAGUAAGGAAAGCUUGGAUGAGAACAUCGUCUAGUGCAUGC